Messenger RNA from Bathycoccus prasinos, 1464 nucleotides. RefSeq lists its product with no specific name. The record is from RefSeq and is a predicted model, not a curated record. Lineage: Eukaryota; Viridiplantae; Chlorophyta; Mamiellophyceae; Mamiellales; Bathycoccaceae. The transcript has a single exon. The coding region runs from base 1 to 1464 and encodes 487 amino acids.
AUGAAGCGCAAAAGCGAGGACAUUCACGCCUCGUUUGCGAAGAAUGAUUUACCACAGAUUCCGAAACGCGGCGGAGAAGCAGCAGUUGACGUUGACGUUGAAGGAGGCAAAAUAAUGCCUUUUAUCACGACGACAGAAAAGAAGACGACCGAGGAAGAGAACGCGACUCCGACGAAACGAAGAAAGAGCAAACAAUCGACGGACUUCUUCAACGAGUUACCGUCGUUGAUGGGUUUGGAAACGCUCCCAACGAUUUCCAGACAGAACUCCUUCAGCAUUUAUAACAACGGUGGAGACAUCACUCGAGUUUUAUCGAGUAACAAUUUAUUCGCUGCGGAGGAAGACGUCCCGCCUGCAUCCUUAGGCGCGGUCCCUCCUCUACGAUCUGUGUUGAAAGAAGAAGAAGAAGAAGAAGAGGGAAACGCCAUAUACAACGCCGAUAACAUCGUUAAUACCACGCAUGCAAACAACGAGGUAGCGAAUACUUCCAACGCCGCGAACGCCAACAAUACUUUAUGGGAGUCACUAGACUUGCCGAUGCCGCCGAUGCACCCGACGCCAAUGACGAACAACAACUACAGCGCGCACGAACAAGAGAUUAUUCUCGGCUCCAAAUCAUUCACGUUAGGAACACCAUAUGCGACACAGAACGAAUUAAUGCGAAUGAAUGUAAAUAAGAACGACAAGAACAAUACCAAGAAUACCGGCAACAAAAAGGCGAAGGUGACUGCCGGAAAAAAUGCUGCAGGCGGUAAGCAAGCACCGUCGAAAGCUCAACAACAAAAGAAUCGUCGACAAACCGUCAAGGCGAAGAAGGAUGCGAUAUUGGCGGUUGAUAAAAUCAUGGCGGAUAACGCUAAAAACCUCAGCCCACCGCGGAACUUGCUCAACAACGACGCCAGAUUGCGAACGACUGAAGUUCAGGAAGCAAAUGGGCAGUACCAAUACUUCCACGCGCAACAAGAACAAACCAUGCAGAAAAGAAACGAGAGAAUGACGACUAUGGCGACACUCACGACGCCAUCAGAUGAAGAAAAUGCGAAUCCGCCCUCUAACGGCUCGCGCGAAGACGAAAAUAAUAAGAAAAGCGACAACAACAAUCGAAGCAGCGAUAACAACAGCAACGAGACGAGUUUGGUAAAAGAAGUAGGAAACAGCGCUGAUGGCGCGACGAAUAACGACGACAAGAACAACAAAAAGAACAAAAGUAUUCAACAACAACAACAACAUCAUCAUCAUCAUCAACAACAGCAAAGAAAUUCUCAAGCAGAAUUAAUGCUCUUGGAAGAGUUUCAAACCGUCGUUCGCAAUUUAUAUUCCGUCACUCGCGAGAAUAUCAAAAACUCGCUGUAUCGAUUGGCGGAAGAGGCGAAGAAUAGAGCAGCCGGGGCGACCAUCCUUAAACAGAAAGACCACGUCAUGGUUGAUCAGUCCGUGGUCAAUCUUCUCUAUCAACGAUAUUAG